Molecule: messenger RNA, 432 nt
Organism: Morus notabilis
Lineage: Eukaryota; Viridiplantae; Streptophyta; Magnoliopsida; Rosales; Moraceae
Product: CASP-like protein 4D1
Exons: 1
Coding region: 1-432 (143 amino acids)
Source: RefSeq, a predicted model, not a curated record
AUGUUGUUAUGUAUUGUCAGGUAUGUGCUUGCUACGGCGGCUGUUGGAGCAGCCUACCUAAUACUGCAGCUUCCAUUCGCCAUAUAUUACGGUUGCACCGAAAAGCGGCUCAUAGGCGGCACACUGCUGCCGCAGUUCGACUUCUAUGCCGACAAGGUGGUGAGCUUGCUGCUGGCGUCGGGAGCCGGGGCCGGCUUUGCAGUGAGUAUCGAGCUGAAGAAGGUUUUGCCGGACGCUUUUGAUGCUAUUAUCGCUAUCGCCCAGGCCUCUGGAAAGGCUGAUUUGAUUGAAUUUGCCGACUUAUUCCAACAAGAGAAGUCUAAGACACCGGGUUUCUUUAACAGGGGAAUUAUUGCUUCUGGAGUUCUGCUUGGGGGAUGCGUUCUAAUGGCUAUUGUAUCUGUGCUUACUUCCAUCAACCGAUCCAAAUAA